Molecule: messenger RNA, 2128 nt
Organism: Gallus gallus (chicken)
Lineage: Eukaryota; Metazoa; Chordata; Aves; Galliformes; Phasianidae
Exons: 2
Coding region: 1-1890 (629 amino acids)
Biological process (GO): proteolysis
Molecular function (GO): zinc ion binding; aspartic-type endopeptidase activity; nucleic acid binding
Source: RefSeq, a predicted model, not a curated record
AUGGGCAUGGGUGGAGGUGUAACAUGUCAGCAGUGCGGGCGGAGGGGUCAUACAGCACCACAAUGCAGGGCCCGUAGGCCUCCACGCCAGGGAAAUAACAACGGGAGACCGUCCACGCACGGCAACUUCAUUUCUCGAUCGGUGCGGGCCCCUCACCUAAGUUUACCCAUGGCGGCGCUGUCUCUAAGUACCCAUGAGCGCCCUCUGGUGAAAGCCACUAUUUCUUGCACCAACCUCCUGCCGGAUUUUCAAGGCCCUCGAUCUAUCUUUGUCACUGCCCUCAUAGAUUCCGGCGCCGACGUUACUGUGGUCGCGGAAACAGAAUGGCCAUCCUCGUGGCCCGCGGAGGCCUCGCAGUCUAUUAUGGGGGUUGGAGGGGCGACCCCCUCACGCCGGUCUACCAAUGAGGUACAAGGGGUUGUGAUUAACAGGGAUGGCUCCUUAGAGAAACCGGCGUUGCUUACACCAUUGGUGGCGCGUGUCCCCGGAACUCUUCUGGGGCGGGAUUUCUUGCGACAGAUAGGCAUUCCACAGUAUCCUCUGAACACCUUUAAGGGAUACGUCACUAAUGUUACUGCUUGCGAUAACGAUGCCGAUUUAGCCAGCCAAACAGCAUGCUUGAUAAAGGCUCUAAAUACAACUCUCCCUUGGGACCCCCAAGAAUUGGAUAUUUUAGGGUCCCAGAUGAUCAAGAAUGGAACAACACGUACGUGUGUUACCUUUGGUUCGGUGUGCUAUAAAGAGAACAAUCGCAGUAGAGUCUGUCACAAUUUUGAUGGGAAUUUUAAUGGGACUGGUGGGGCGGAAGCAGAAUUGCGUGACUUCAUAGCAAAAUGGAAAAGUGAUGACCUUCUUAUAAGGCCCUAUGUCAACCAAUCAUGGACGAUGGUAAGUCCAAUAAACGUAGAGAGUUUUUCAAUAAGUCGUAGAUAUUGUGGAUUCACCAGUAACGAGACUCGUUACUAUAGAGGGGACCUUUCUAAUUGGUGUAGUUCAAAAAGGGGAAAAUGGUCAGCGGGGUACAGCAACGGGACAAAAUGUUCCAGCAACACGACGGGUUGCGGUGGUAAUGGGUUUACCUUCGGGAAACAGCCAGAGGUGUUGUGGAACAAUGGGACUGCUAAGGCACUCCCCCCAGGUAUUUUCUUGAUUUGUGGGGACAGGGCUUGGCAAGGCGUCCCGCGUAAUGCCUUGGGAGGGCCCUGUUAUCUAGGACAAUUGACUAUGCUCUCUCCCAACUUUACCACCUGGAUAACAUAUGGGCCGAACAUUACGGGUCACCGCCGUAGCAGGCGCUCGCUGAGUCGUCUCUCGCCUGACUGCGGUGAUGAACUACAGCUAUGGAGCGUGACAGCCCGGAUAUUUGCUUCUUUCUUUGCUCCUGGUAUAGCAGCAGCACAGGCCUUAAAGGAGAUCGAACGAUUGGCAUGUUGGUCGGUUAAGCAAGCGAAUUUAACAUCAUUAAUAUUGAAUGCGAUGCUGGAGGACACGAGCAGCAUCCGGCACGCAGUGUUGCAGAAUCGAGCAGCCAUCGAUUUCUUACUCCUGGCGCAGGGACACGGGUGUCAAGAUGUGGAAGGGAUGUGUUGCUUCAAUCUCAGCGAUCACAGUGAGUCCAUUCACAAGGCGCUCCAAGCCAUGAAGGAACAUACAGAGAAGAUACGGGUGGAAGAUGAUCCCAUAGGGGAUUGGUUUACGCGCACGUUUGGUGAUCUAGGAAGGUGGCUCGCGAAAGGUGUUAAGACGCUACUGUUUGCCUUGCUUGUCAUAGCCUGUCUAUUAGCUAUCAUUCCAUGUAUAAUCAAGUGCUUUCAGGAUUGUCUAUCGAGAACAAUGAAUCAGUUUAUGGAUGAACGCAUAAAAUAUCAUAGAAUUAGGGAGCAGCUGUAGGUUCCGAACGCGAUGUGACGGGAGCUAUCGGCAUAGGGAGGGGGAGAUGUUGUAUGCGUAGCGAGGGAAACGAGGUGUGUUGUAGGCGUAGCGAGGGAAACGAGGUGUGACGCGUGCAGGUUCCUAUGCCACCUGUGUGUUAUGCCACCUGUGUGUGCCAAGUGUAACUUCGUGAUUGGAGGAAACACUUGUAUUUAAACACGUAGCCUAUAGCAAUAAACGCCAUUUGCCUCACUUA